Molecule: messenger RNA, 874 nt
Organism: Erinaceus europaeus (western European hedgehog)
Lineage: Eukaryota; Metazoa; Chordata; Mammalia; Eulipotyphla; Erinaceidae
Gene: SNRPB
Product: small nuclear ribonucleoprotein polypeptides B and B1
Biological process (GO): mRNA splicing, via spliceosome
Cellular component (GO): catalytic step 2 spliceosome; U2 snRNP; U1 snRNP
Molecular function (GO): RNA binding
Source: RefSeq, marked provisional
CAGAGGGAAUCGGAGCCAUCAAAAACCGCCACCAUGACUGUGGGCAAGAGCAGCAAGAUGCUGCAGCACAUCGACUACAGGAUGAGGUGCAUCCUGCAAGACGGCCGCAUCUUCAUUGGCACCUUCAAGGCUUUUGACAAGCAUAUGAAUUUGAUCCUGUGUGACUGUGAUGAGUUCAGGAAGAUCAAGCCGAAGAACUCGAAACAAGCAGAAAGAGAAGAAAAACGAGUCCUUGGUCUGGUGCUGCUUCGAGGGGAGAACCUGGUCUCAAUGACAGUAGAGGGACCUCCUCCCAAAGAUACUGGCAUAGCCCGAGUGCCACUGGCUGGAGCUGCUGGAGGCCCAGGUAUCGGCAGGGCUGCUGGCAGAGGAAUCCCAGCCGGUGUUCCCAUGCCACAGGCUCCUGCAGGACUUGCUGGGCCAGUCCGAGGUGUUGGUGGGCCAUCCCAACAGGUGAUGACCCCACAAGGAAGAGGCACCGUUGCUGCUGCUGCAGCUGCUGCCACAGCCAGUAUUGCGGGAGCUCCAACCCAGUACCCACCGGGCCGUGGAGGUCCUCCCCCACCUAUGGGCAGAGGGGCACCCCCUCCCGGCAUGAUGGGCCCACCUCCUGGUAUGAGGCCUCCAAUGGGUCCCCCAAUGGGGAUACCCCCUGGAAGAGGAACUCCAAUGGGCAUGCCCCCUCCAGGAAUGCGGCCCCCUCCCCCUGGGAUGAGAGGGCCCCCUCCCCCGGGAUUGCGCCCUCCAAGGCCCUAGACUCAUCUUGGCCCUCCUCAGCUCCCUGCCUGUUUCCCGUAAGGCUGUACAUAGUCCUUUUAUUUCCUUUUAGCCUGUGAAACUAGUUUGUAAUAAACUCUUAAAAAGAAUAUCUUAA